Molecule: messenger RNA, 602 nt
Organism: Vicia villosa (hairy vetch)
Lineage: Eukaryota; Viridiplantae; Streptophyta; Magnoliopsida; Fabales; Fabaceae
Exons: 4
Coding region: 1-561 (186 amino acids)
Source: RefSeq, a predicted model, not a curated record
AUGGUUGAUCCAUAUCAGCUUUGGUGGUUACUACAAAUUUUUGAUCCUUCAACUGCCUGGUGGGCUGCGGCAGUUAUUCCUGUGGAAGUUUCACCCUCACAGCUUCUCAUGCUAUUGCAGUUACAGAUUCUUUACUCUCUCUCUGCCCAUCCACGUUCCAAACCCCUGUUACCCAAAUCAUUAAUCGUUUCAAUCCACCCAUUAAUCUUCUCAAUUGAAGUAACCCUAACAUUAGAUGGUAGCUCCUUCAACACCAACAAUCACAGAGAAAUAUUGAAAGCAAUUGAAGUUGUCGAACGAGAUUCCUUCGCCAUUAGUCAGAGCUUCACCUCCGUCUUCGAAGCACUCCGAUUGUCCCUCUCUCAAUCCACCGACACCUCAUAUCAUCAUAUUCAAUGCUUCACCGACGCCGCCGGUCAUCUUCAAGAAUCCGUGCUUGAUGCAGCAACUAAAGGGAAUCGAUAUAUAAAUUCGUGUCUCAAAUUGAAUGAGGAAAUGAAGAGCGUUGAUAGUCUAGCAUCCCAAUUGUAUCCAUUCACUUUGAUCUUUGCUAAUUGUUAACUUAAUUUGUUUUUACUGUUUUUGUUUAUGAUACUUGGAAG